Messenger RNA from Vigna umbellata (rice bean), 2330 nucleotides. NCBI's taxonomy places the organism in Eukaryota, Viridiplantae, Streptophyta, Magnoliopsida, Fabales, Fabaceae. The record is from RefSeq and is a predicted model, not a curated record.
UUCAAUAUUCUGUUUGCUAUUCUGAUUACAGAGACAAAGAUGAGAGUGGCAGCAAUCUCCCGCAUGUUUAUUCUAUUUCUUUGUUUUCCAUUUCUAAAAUUUAUAUCUCUAGGCAGCGCCCAGAAUGUUUGUGACAACGGCCACGGCAACUACACAGCCAACAGCACCUACAGCACCAACCUCAACACCCUUUUAUCCAGUCUGUCUUCCGACACACAAAUUGACUACGGUUUCUACAACUUUUCAUACGGGGAAAACAGUAACAUAGUAAACGCCAUAGGGCUGUGUAGAGGAGAUCUUGAGCCAGAGGAGUGCCGCAGCUGCCUCAACGAUUCCAGAGUCGAUAUAACACAGGCUUGUCCAAACCAGAAAAAGGCAAUUCUGUGGUCCGAGAAAUGCAUGUUGCGCUACUCUAACGACACAAUAUUCCACAAGAUGGAAACUUCUCCUGGUUAUUACAUGUGGAACGCAAACAAUGUAACAGAACCGGAUCAGUUCAGCGCAGUGCUCGAUGACUUAAUGAAGAACGUAACAGGCAGAGCUGCAUCAGGUGACUCUCGCCGUAAGUAUGCUACGGCGGAAAAUUCAACUGCUAUAAAUUUUCAAACCGUAUACGGUCUUGUGCAGUGCACCCCUGAUUUGUCUCAGCAAGAAUGUAAUCAAUGUUUAGAAGGGGCUAUCUCAGAAAUUCCAACUUGCUGCAAUGGCAAGCAAGGUGGUAGAGUUCUUAGACCAAGUUGUAAUAUUAGAUUUGAAACUUACAGCUUCUACGAAACUGCAACAACGUUAGACCCGGAUCCGGAGGCACCUCCUCCGUCCACCAAUACCACUUCCUCAGAAGGUACUUCUUUUUCUUCUCAAACAAUAAUUGUCAUCGCCAUAGUUGUGGCUACUGUUGUUGUCGUUAUUUUGCUCAUUUGUCUCCUCCUAUAUCUAAGGAGGAGGAAGGCAAGGAAAGAUCUUGCAGGCAAGUCCAAAGAUGAAGAUGAGGAUGGAAUUAAAAUUGCCGAGUCAUUGCAAUUCAACUUUGACACAAUACGAGUAGCCACAGAAGACUUCUCUGAUUCCAAUAAACUUGGACAAGGUGGAUUUGGAGCUGUUUACCGAGGUAGGCUGUCCAAUGGACAGAUGAUUGCAGUGAAAAGGUUGUCCAGAGAUUCUGGGCAAGGAGACGUGGAAUUUAAGAAUGAAGUGGUUUUAGUGGUGAAACUUCAACACCGAAAUUUAGUUAGACUACUUGGUUUCUGCUUGGAAGGAAGAGAAAGACUACUUGUCUAUGAAUUUGUUCCCAAUAAAAGCCUUGAUUAUUUCAUAUUUGAUCCAGCCAUGAAAGCACAAUUGGAUUGGGAAAAGCGCUACCAAAUCAUUAGAGGUAUUGCUCGAGGUCUUCUCUACCUUCACGAAGAUUCUCAACUACGAAUUAUCCAUCGUGAUCUCAAAGCAAGCAACAUUCUCUUAGAUGAAGAGAUGAAUCCUAAGAUAGCAGAUUUUGGCAUGGCAAGACUGGUUUUAUUGGAUCAAACUCAAGCAAACACAAGUAGAAUUGUUGGAACCUAUGGAUAUAUGGCACCAGAGUAUGCAAUGCAUGGACAGUUUUCGGUGAAAUCAGACGUCUUCAGUUUUGGUGUACUGAUUCUUGAGAUUGUAAGCGGCCAGAAAAACAGUGGAAUCAAUAAUGGAGAGAAUAUGGAGGAUCUGCUAAGCUUCGCUUGGAGAAACUGGAAGGAGGGGAAGGCAUUAAAUAUUAUAGAUCCAUCACUCAACAACAAUUCACGGAAUGAAAUUCUGAGAUGCAUCCAUAUUGGUUUACUCUGUGUUCAAGAAAAUUUAAUUGACAGACCGACCAUGGCUACCAUUAUACUGAUGCUUAACAGCUAUUCUCUGAGUCUCCCUAUUCCUGCAGAACCUGCAUUUUAUAUGAACAGUAGAACUAGAAGCUUUCCAGAGAUGCAGUCAUGGGAGUAUAAUUCAAGAGAAAGAGGAUCAAGUGAACCGAUACUUAAAUCAGCUCAAGAAUCAGAAAAUGAAGCUUCAAUUACUGAGCUAUACCCUCGCUAGAUGUUGUUCAUCAGAGUGGAUCUUUCAUCAUCCAUGUCUCUCAUAGUUUACAAUCUUUGUAAAGUUAUUCAUGGGUAGAAUUUUUUUUGAGAGAUCAAAUUGAUAGGUUUGUACUUUUCAAUUUUGUACUUUUAUAAUAAUUUGAUGUUCCAAAUCAUGAUAUGUAUGGACAUAAUUAUACGUGAUAUGACUUAAUAUGGCAAGUCAAUCUCUGAAUAUGAUGUUCGAUGUCAUGAUAUGUAUGGACAUAAUUAUACGUGAUAUGACUUAAA